AUGCCGUACAGAGCAACAACAGAAAAAGAAAUGACCAAAGGAGAAGAGCCUCAACGAGGGGCAGAGGCAGAAAUGCCUAAAAGUAGUGAAAGAUGGAUAAAGGGAAGCAAAGUGAGAAGUGUAAAAACCACCCAUAUAUAUAGUGGGAUAGACGUGCAAACUCUAAAAAAGGUAGAUUACAUAGAAAUGCCCAUACAGAAGGACAGUGCUGAGAGGCUUGAACAGAACAGAUGUAUCAUAGACAAAGAGUACUUGCCCACAGUGCUAUACUUCUGGGUGGAAAAGGGCAUUCUAACCAUCAUAUCCAAGCCAAGGGGGCAGCAGCUUCUUCCCAUGCUGCUUUCAGGACGGGAUCAGCGCAUUUUCCCCGGUUCUAUUCUGUGCAAUAUCUCCAGAAAGAUUCUGGAAACAGCUGCACAAUUAGAGAGGGACCAGACAAAAAACAAAGUUACAAUGGAUAGCAUCACUAUUUCAGAAAAAGGUGAGAUAUACAUACACAAUGACGGCAUCUGGAAGGAUAUUGUUGAAGCAUGCCCGUCCGAAACGCAGAACGAAGAGGAAAGACUGCGCGAGCUGGGCAUGGCUCUUCUCUCACUGGGAACCGGAGAGAUGCUAGAGGGGGUUUCUAUGUUCUCUGAUAUAGACAUAGACAACGAAGAGAUGCAGUGCAAAGUGCUUGAGCAGGUCAUAAGGAUCAGCAUUCCCUGUUUUAAAGAGGUAGUGCUUUCUCUGCUUGGAAAUAAAUAUACCCCACAGCUUCUUGAAGAGACACUUGCACUCCACUUUUUCUACCCAGAAGAGGAGCAGGAGAUAGAGCCGUGCCGGUGCGAGGCCGAGGACUAUCUGAAUGGAGGGGACAUGGAGGAGAUGUACUACAAUGAAAAAGAGUUUGGGCAGAGCCAGAAGAAAACCGAAGAGAUAUACGACUCUGCGGCAGGCGUGUCCGUAAAGGCAUCAACUCUUGAUAAAACAAAGUUUGCAUUCCAGAUGCACUUUUUUAAGAGCAGCAAAAAAGUCUCUUUCUUCUUUAACAAAAAUGCAGACACAGUUGCUAGUGUGGUGAAAGAGAUGGAGGAUGAAGGCCUUGCAGAGGAAAGUGAGAUAGAGCUAAUAAAGGCCCACAUGGAAAAUCUAAUGAUUAAAAUAGGCGAGAGCACUGCAGAUGAGACAAACGAAGAGAAAGAGCCAGAGACAAGCGGACCAGCCGCCACACCAGUGUCUUUGACAGCUGGGGAGGAGAGCGACGCAUUGAAAAAAGAAAAAGAUGGAAGUGAAGCAGGCCCUGCGAGCACUACUACACAGGUAGAAGGCUCGGAAGACAGCAGUGACUAUUCCAUGAAGGAGUUCAAGGAUACGCAGCCUAUCAGCGAGUUUGUUUCUGAGGUCGCCCUAGUUGCAAAGCGUGCAAAGAGCAUAGCUGAUGGAUGGGCUGGGCUUCUGAGAAAACAGGACAUCAAAACAGUGGGAGACCUGCGCAUGCUUACAGAGGAGGACUGGGAAAUGCUUAAGCUUCCUGUCUUCGCCUCGCGGGCCAUGAAGAACAUUCUGUAUGGAGAAGCAUACACUCUCUUCCGGGAAAAGAUGCUUGGAAUUGACGAGCGCCUGAAAGAGUACGUGAAUGAAAGCACAGUAGAAGAUCUUCUAUCAGAAACAGCCCAGAACCACGGAAGGCCUGAGAUGUUUAAUGUGUGGCUCCAGAAAGUCAAGUGCCAGGACAUACGAACAGUUGGAGAGCUAAAGCUUCUAACAGAGGAAGACUGGGAGCAGCUGGAUCUGUCGGUUUUCUCGUACCGGGCAAUACGAAAUGCAAUAUUUAGGCACUGCAAAUGCUAA
Messenger RNA from Nematocida ausubeli, 1833 nucleotides. RefSeq lists its product as uncharacterized. The record is from RefSeq and is a predicted model, not a curated record. Lineage: Eukaryota; Fungi; Microsporidia. The transcript has a single exon. Bases 1 to 1833 code for a protein of 610 amino acids.